Molecule: messenger RNA, 450 nt
Organism: Lycium ferocissimum
Lineage: Eukaryota; Viridiplantae; Streptophyta; Magnoliopsida; Solanales; Solanaceae
Product: protein RKD3-like
Exons: 2
Coding region: 1-450 (149 amino acids)
Molecular function (GO): DNA-binding transcription factor activity
Source: RefSeq, a predicted model, not a curated record
AUGGGUGCAGGGAUGUGGAGCGAAAUGAGCGGUGGAUUUGGAUUAAGUACCCAAUUAUUUGGGAGAACUGAGAACCAGGAAUUGUUGUUAUGUGACAACAAUCAAGAAAGGAUAAUGACUAAUGAUCGUGUUGAGGAAAAAGGGAAGCAAAAAAUGUUGUCUCGAGAAGCAAUUUCAAAGUACUUUUACAUGCCAAUAAUUCAAGCAGCCAAGGAACUCAAUAUUGGGGUGACAUUUUUGAAGAUAAGAUGUAGGGAUUUGGGAAUUCGAAGGUGGCCACAUAGGAAGUUGAGGAGUCUUCAAGCACUAAUCCAGAAUGUUAAGGAAUUGAAGGGGGGAAGGAAAUGGUAUGGAACAAAAGUGGAAGGAUGUGAUAGAUUCAUUGAGGAAGAGAAGAAAAGGAUGGAAGAAAUUCGGACAUGGAACUUGAGGAGAAAACAAAGAGAUUAA